Messenger RNA from Peronospora matthiolae, 1734 nucleotides. The record is from the annotation of a GenBank genome assembly. NCBI's taxonomy places the organism in Eukaryota, Oomycota, Peronosporomycetes, Peronosporales, Peronosporaceae.
AUGGGAUGCCGCCACUCGAAAGCUGAUGAUAUCGUGAUGUCGCUCACGGCGAGAGAAGGUCAAAAGAGGCUCCGGGACAAUGUCACGUUGGACUUGAUCCAGCACAAGUACAUCAGUGACAUCAGCGAGUUCUUUGAUGUGAGCACCGCUAUUGGUACGAGUUACUUUAGCUGCGUUAAGCACGCGGCAAGCAAGAAAUCUGGCAAAGCGUGGGCGGUCAAGAUCGUUGCGCUGGGCAAUCAAGUCGAUCGCGAUGCUUUGUGGAAUGAAAUCAGCAUCUUGAAGCGACUGCAUCAUCCUCAGAUCGUGCAGAUCCGUGGAUCCUUCGAAGACAAAGAGCAUCUGUACAUGGUCAUGCAGCUCUGUGAAGGUAAAGAGCUCUAUGAACAGUUGUACCAAGAGCAGCGCAAGUUCACAGAGAGCGACGUACGCAAAGUCAUUCGUGCGCUGCUGCGUGCUCUAGUCUUUUUGCACUCGAACUCGAUCAUCCAUCGAGACUUGAAGCUCGAGAAUUUGUUACUGACAGACGCUACCGAUCCAGGCUCGAUCCGUCUGUGUAACUUCGGUCUCAGUACACGCUUGCAGCGAGGUGAGAAGCUGAUUGAACCAGUGGGGACGAUCGAUUACGUGGCGCCAGAAGUAUUGGACGGAGAGUACGACGAAAAGUGUGAUCUCUGGAGUGUGGGCGUGAUCUGCUUUGAGCUGCUCACCGGGACGUCGCCAUUCCACGGGGACACAAUCGAUGAUACGAUGGCAAAGAUCUAUGACGGCGUCUUGAUCUUUGAGCCCGAGGUCUGGUCCCAGUUCUCUCCGGGCUCUGUUCUUUUCAUCAAGUCGCUGGUGAAAGGAGAUGUUAACGAGCGCUUGUCGGCGAAACAGGCACUGGCGACGUACUGGCUCAACGAAGAAGAGAUCAUGAGUGUCGACCCCUCGCUUACAACCCGAGCUCAGAAUGAUACCCGCGUACUGCUGACCAAUAUGCGUCGCUUUGGAAAGUAUCAGAAGCUGAAACAAACGGCACUCUUGGCGGUAGCUCUCGUGCUCUCGGAUGACUACAUGCAGCAGAAAAUUGCAGCCGAGGUGUUCUACUCAAUGGAUUCCACGAACACAGGGUCACUAUCGCGUACGGCGUUCUGCCGUACUUUGCUCACGAGCGGUCUUGCAAAUGAGGAGGACAGUAGCACGCUGUUCCAGUGCAUCAAUCAAUCCAAGAGUGGCUACAUCAACUUCCUGGAGUUCAUGGCUGCGACAAUCGACGAGCGCGAGAUCAGCACGGACACUAUCAAGGAGGCGUUUAGCAUUUUCGAUAGCAAGAAUCACGGCCGGUUACCAGCGAUCGGACCUCAGCACGUGGUCCGAAACGCGGUCAAAGCUGAAGAAGUGGACGAGCUGAUUGCAUCGAUGGACAGUAAAAAGGAGGAUGGAGACGUGGACUUUCACGAGUUCCAAGGUCUCUUUGUUGUUGCUGGGACUGGGAAAGAGGCGAUUGGAUCGCAAAGUGCUACAGCGGAACGAAGCGUGGCGUCUGCAGUGGAAAUGGUUACCAGCGCAUUGCUGGACUCGAAACCCCAUGGUGUGGAAAUUCCUAUUGGAAAGUCCGAGAGUUUCAAUACGGGCACGGACAGCCUGACGGAUACUUCGAUCGCGAGUUCCACUCCAAGUGUGACGAGCUACUACGAGUCUGGACUGACGCUGGCGACGCGACACGAACCUAUGCUUGUAGCUGGUACUUAA